Molecule: messenger RNA, 1541 nt
Organism: Chironomus riparius
Lineage: Eukaryota; Metazoa; Arthropoda; Insecta; Diptera; Chironomidae
Source: the annotation of a GenBank genome assembly
CCUGUUUAUCAAUAAAGUUCCCGCUUAAAAAAAAGUUUUAAUUCAAUUAAGUUAACUUAAAUACAAAGGAACACAUUAUUUUUUUUUUUUAUAUUUAAUAAAAGUAUAUUUCCUAAUACAAUGGAUCCGGCUAUUGAGAAGUCAUGCUUAGAAGAAAUUUCUACAAAUGUUUUUGAUUCUAUGCAAAAGGUAACAUUGAAAACUAUAUCCAACAAUUGGCAAAUAUCGAAUGCUAUUGCUAAAAAUGUUCUCAACAAAUGGCUAGAACAAAAUGAAAAAAAGCUCAAGGAACUUGUGAAAGAGUUUGUCAUUCAAGGAAUGAACUCAAAAGGAACAUUCUCAAUUAGUGUCGUACCUGAAGACAAAAAAGAAAAACUAGCAAAAAUAUGGAACAACUUUGAUUGCUGGCUGUACAGCAUUGAAACAAAAUCAAAUUCAAAAUCACUGGAUCUUCCUGUGAAUUUCGAACCUAUUCAUGUGAAAAACCUUCAAGUCAAUAUUGGGACUCGGGAUCUGGGUGUUCCAGUAAAACAAGAGCCUUCCACAAGCCAGAUUGAUACAACUAAAAUAAAAACUCCAUUUGGGAUGGUUAAACCUUUAGAAAAGAAGGAAAUUAAAAAGGAGAAAACUGACGAAAUUAUAAAGACAGAAGAAGAAACUGUAAAAGUAAAAAUUGUCGAUCCGAUUAAAGAAGAAUUGCCACAAAAAGUUUCUCCAGAAUCGAAAGCAAGUAAAGUAAAACCAAAUGCAAAGAAAAAUGGCAAGAAUCAGCCUGUUUCUCAAGGAAAAGGCAGUAUUUCAUCAUUCUUUGGUAAACCUUCGAACAAAAGUUCGACAGAUAAUCGUAGCACGGCUAUUAGUGAACCAACUCUUAUCAAAAAAGAUCCAGAAAUUAAAGUCGAAGAAAAAAAGGAGGAGGUUCCAAGAAAAAGGUCCGCAUCGCCAGAUAUUCUUAAGAAAGAACCAGUCAAGAAAGUACCGUCUAAGAAAUUAAAAUUGAAAGUUCCACCAAACAAGAAACGUUCUAGAAUUCAAGUAAUGGAGGAUUCUAGUGAGGAAGAAGAGGUUGAACCACAAAUUGAAGAUCUACCAGACAGUAAAUUCAUUAAGUUUGAUCGUGAAAUGACACCGGAAAAGCAAAUGUGUUCACCAGAAAAAAUGGAAGUAGAGGAAAAAGUGGAAGAACCGAAAAAUGAUGAUUUAAAACCGGGACACAGAAACAAGGCAAAACGUUGGGUUACAAAACGAUUUGAAACAGACGAUGGCUUUAUUAGAACGGAAAAAGUACUCGAAGAAUAUUCUGAUGACGAAAAUGAAAAUGAAAAUGAGGACAAUAUAAAGAAAAAUUCUCAGUCCCAAGAGAAAAUUGAAUCGCCUUCAAAAAAGACUCCACAAAAAAAGGUGACACCUAAAACUAAAGUCAAAGAUAUGCCCAAAACAAAGCAAGGAAGCAUCAUGAAUUUCUUUAACAAAAAAUAAUAAAUGUUACAUUUGUAUGAAAAGCAUGCCAACCUUUCUUAAAUAAAGUUUUAGAUUUGAUU